AUGGUCGUCCUCGGCCGCGGAGGAUUUCCUACGUCUAAAACCAGUCCGUUGGUUUCCCCCGUUGCAAACAUUUCGAAUAUCGGUUCACUUAAGAGGUUUCCGGAUCGAGAUGCAGCGCGAGAUAUGCUCCACGAUGUUGCUCGUAUGACGGCCUCCCUAAUUAACGAAUUUGGGUUCAAGGUGGGGACGCUUUGCGAAAUGUACCCCAAAUCACCAAACCUACUAGGACUUAAUGUGAAUCACGGCCAGAAAAUCAUGUUGCGUUUGCGAUUUCAUUCCAAUGAUCGACUGUUCUUGCCGCUUGAAGAUGUUAUUGAGACAUUCCUCCAUGAGCUAGCUCACAAUGUCCAUGGCCCCCAUAACGCUGCUUUUUACAAAUUGCUAGAUAAGCUACGCGAUCGCUAUCUUCUCUUACGUUCUGGUACCAUCCCAAAAAGUGGUUAUAGAUGUGAAAUGAAUCGAUUGGGUGGAGCUCAUAAUGCAAGUGGUAUGCGAGACGAAAGACUCAAAAGAUUUGGGUUACUUAAGGAAGCUCGGAAAUUAGGCGGAGUUUCAGGGAAGUUGUCCGGAAACGAAUUAAGACGUUCGCGACUCAUCGCAAUUCAAAGAAGGUUACAAGACAAUAAAUGGUGUCAAGAGCCAGAAACUAUCAAUUCAGAAAAGUCUGAGUCCAGCACUUCUAUAAUCGUCAUAGAAGACGAAGAUGAGCAAUCAUGUGCAGCUGAGGUAGAGGGUUUAGACACUACACACCCAUCAAAGGUAGCCUCAUAUCGAGAUUUAAUUGACUUGACGCUCGAUGAUGUUGAUGACGACCCCGUUGAGGUACAGUCUUGUCUGGCCUGCGAAAAGUUUGACAAAAAGCGCGUGGCAUUUCGAGUACGACCAAUUUUAGGGUCACCUGCAAACUUCUUUCAAAGCGGGAAAUCAUUGAAUUCAAACUUGUACAAGACUGUACCAUUUGUGUACACUUUUACAUCCACACCAGGCAAGACCUAUUUUGGCGAGCAAGACAAGUAUCCUCGACGAAAAAUAGUUGCACUCUUGAAAGUCGAAGACAUGAUUGAGUGGAAUGAGAAAGAAAAGAACAUUUCAACAAGCCUUUCACGCCUCUCUUCUGGUAAGUCAUUUAGACUACAGAAGCAAAGUCGACUUGAGCUGUACCCUAAAUUACGGCGGAAGAGAAAAGUUGUUAAAAUGAUGUCAAUGGAAGAGCUUCUCGAGCUUACCUUUUAA
Molecule: messenger RNA, 1233 nt
Organism: Diutina rugosa
Lineage: Eukaryota; Fungi; Ascomycota; Pichiomycetes; Serinales; Debaryomycetaceae
Product: metalloendopeptidase
Exons: 1
Coding region: 1-1233 (410 amino acids)
Source: RefSeq, a predicted model, not a curated record